Molecule: messenger RNA, 699 nt
Organism: Ilex paraguariensis (yerba mate)
Lineage: Eukaryota; Viridiplantae; Streptophyta; Magnoliopsida; Aquifoliales; Aquifoliaceae
Source: the annotation of a GenBank genome assembly
AUGGUCUCUAAUGGUGAUAACUCAUUUUUUCAAGAUUAUAAAAAUGUCCUCAACUCAAAAGCCAAUGAAGAAUCCCUGGCAAAUUUUGCAUGGUGGGAACCCAGUCAUGGUCGUUUCAGUUUCGGUCAUCCAUGGAAACAAUACUUGAAGAUUGGUGUCCUUUCUCGCCAAUGCGCUUACCAAAUUGAAACUCUCAAUGGCUACAUAAACAAUCAGCAUCAGGCACCAUUAGAAUUUCGAAGAAAAAUUCAACAAGCAUGCACAAAGCUGAGCUCAGAAUCAAGCAAGGCUUUAAAGGAAUUAGCCUCAGCCAUCAAAAAUAUGACAAAUCCAUCUUCUUGUGAUCUCCAUCUUCAAAACUCCAAAACAGCUGUUGAGGAAUUGAAAAUUGCACUUGAGGCUUCUAUGACAGUAGAAACAGACCUCCUCGAAGUCAUAUCAGCCGUUACAGUUGCUUCAAUACUGAUUAACAUCAUUGACUGCGUCGAAAAUAUUUCAGAAUCCAUCCAUGAGCUUUCAGACCAAGCUCGUUUCAAGACAGUGAAAUCAAAUAUAACUCCUGAGAAACCACAGUUAUUUCAUUGUGGGAGCGUAAAACCUGUUAGCGAUGGUGGUAGUGGCGACCAUGUUGUUAUCACAGUGUCACCAGAAAAUGGCAAUCCUCAAGGGCUUAUGAGAAGCCAACAAGUUGAAGUAUAA